This is a messenger RNA of Stomoxys calcitrans (stable fly), 4305 nucleotides long. It is a transcript of the gene shg, whose product is annotated as DE-cadherin. Gene Ontology annotation, biological process: adherens junction organization; cell morphogenesis; multicellular organism development. The record is from RefSeq and is a predicted model, not a curated record. Lineage: Eukaryota; Metazoa; Arthropoda; Insecta; Diptera; Muscidae. Gene Ontology annotation, molecular function: cadherin binding; calcium ion binding. Gene Ontology annotation, cellular component: catenin complex; plasma membrane; adherens junction.
CAGCCCAAUGCAGUUGUAAUGCGUAUUUCAGCCAGUGAUUUGGACGAUGGCAACAACAGUAUUAUCGAGUACGAAAUUCUUCAUGAACGCGAUCACAGCUACUUCAAAAUCGAUAAAGCGGCCGGUAUUGUAUCUCUAACACGGCCCAUCGAUAAGAAGCCGGGUCAGUAUUACACCAUAACAGUUAGGGCUUACAACAUAGUGCCAGAUCCACCUCAGGAUGCCCAAAUUGAGGUGCGCAUACGUGUUGUCGAAUCAUCGAAGAAACCACCACAGUUCAUAGAACUCGGCGAUGAUGUGAUCUAUCUGAAGGAGAACUUUAAUGAUUAUUCCACGCCUAUAGUCACCCUCAAGGCGGUGUCGAAUGUGCCCAACAAGCCGGAGGUGAUAUUCGAGUUGAUCACCGGUAGAACGGAGCAAACGAAUAGCAAGAAGACGUUUGUCUUCAAUCAAAUCGAUAACACUGUGUCCAUUAGUUUGGGCAAAUCGUUGGACUAUGAAUCGGUUACCGAUUACACGCUGACAAUGAGUGCCCGCAAUACCUUUGAUUUGGUGGCCGAGCAUGUGCUAAAGAUACGUGUUGAAGAUGUCAAUGACAAUAUACCCUAUUUUACGGAGGUCAAGGCGGGCACCAUUUUGGAGAAUGAACCUGCCGGCACACCGGUUAUGCAGGUGCGUGCCUUCGACAUGGAUGGUACUGAGGCCAAUAACAUUGUCUCCUUCGAAUUGGCCGAUAAUGGGGACAUUUUUUCCAUUGACCCACAGACGGGUAACAUUACCGCACUGACCACCUUUGAUCGUGAGGAACGUGAUUUUUACAAUGUCAAGGUUAUAGCCAGUGACAAUUCACCCUCUAGUCUGAUUAAGAAUGGCGAACCCAACCGAGGCCAGCAAGUUUUCCGCAUUGAGAUAGCCGAUAAGAAUGACCACAAGCCCCAUUUCCAAAUGCCCGAAUAUGUGGCCGAUAAAUUGCCCGAAGAUGCCAACAUAAAUUUCAUUGUCAUUGAAGUCACCGCCGUAGAUGAGGAUAAUGCCUCUCAAAUCAAAUACACCAUUGAGAGCGGCAAUGUCGGCAAUGCCUUUAAGAUAGAAGAGCAGACGGGCAAAAUUACGGUCAACUCUCGUUUGGAUUAUGAAAACAUCACCGAGUACAUGCUGAAGAUUAGGGCUUUUGAUGGCAUUUUCGAUGACUAUGCCACAGUUAUCAUUAAAAUCGAAGAUGUCAACGAUAAUCCACCACUCUUCAAGGAGAACUAUUCCAUUACCAUAAGGGAGGAGCAAAUAUUCGAGAAUUGUAUUUUGAACGUUGAAGCCUAUGAUCCCGACAUCAAGGAUCGCAAUGCCGACCAACACAUAAAAUACUUUGUGGUAAAGGAUGAUCAUAAGAAAAUGCUGAGCAUUGAUGACAAUGGCUGCCUGAAGCUUAUACAGCCCUUAGAUCGUGAUCUGCCCCAUGGCCAUAAGUCGUGGCAGGUUCUUAUUGCCGCGGUGGAUGAGGAUGGCACCGGCCUUAAGUCUGUGGCCCCCGUUACCAUAAAUCUUCAGGACAUCAAUGACAAUGCCCCCUUUUUGAUCAACAAAAUGCCAGUGGUAUGGCAAGAGAAUCGCAAUCCCGGCCAAGUGGUGCAGUUGCAGGCUAACGAUUACGAUGAGCCCCAAAAUGGACCACCCUACACCUAUGGCAUUGAUUCGGAGGCCUCCGAGGACAUCAAGAAUAAGUUCAGCAUUGACAAUGACUAUCUGUUUGCCAAUGUGCAGUUUGAUCGGGAACAGCAGAAGGAGUACUUCAUACCCAUACGCAUAAGUGAUUCGGGCCAGCCCAAGAUGAGCCAAGUGAGCAUUUUGCAUUUGAUUAUAGGCGAUGUCAAUGACAAUGCCAUGUCGGAGGGUUCAUCGCGCAUAACCUUCUAUAAUUAUAAGGGAGAGGCGCCCGACACCGAGAUUGGCAGGGUGUUCGUAGACGAUUUGGAUGAUUGGGAUUUGGAUGACAAGCAAUUCCAAUGGGCCCAGGGCAUACCACACGAUCAUUUCCGUUUGAAUCCCAGUUCGGGUAUGAUUACCUAUUUGGAAGGUACCCCCGAGGGCACCUAUGAGCUGCAAUUUACUGUAACGGAGGAGUCUGCCUUUAUACCACGCCAUUCGGUGGAUGCUGAUGUCACUGUAACUGUGCGCGAACUACCCGAAGAAGCAGUGGACAAAAGUGGCAGCAUUCGCUUUUAUAAUCUGACCAAAGAAGAUUUUAUCAGUGUACCACGAUAUGCCCAGGGUGAUGCUGUCCUAUCUUUGAAGGAUCGCCUGCAAUUCUAUUUGGCUAGACUGUUCAAUACCUCAGUGGAGAAUGUGGAUGUUUUUACGGUCUUGCAAAAUGCCAACAAUAGCUUGGAUGUGCGCUACUCGGCCCAUGGCUCCCCCUAUUAUGCCCCAGAGAAAUUGAAUGGCAUUGUGGCCCAGCAUCAAAUGGAACUGGAGAAUGAAUUGGAUGUGCAAAUUCUAAUGGUCAACAUCGAUGAGUGCCUGAUUGAGAAAUACAAGUGCGAGAAUUCCUGCACCAAUACCCUGCACAAGUCAGCGGUUCCCUAUAUGAUCUACUCGAAUACUACCUCAUUUGUGGGCGUCAAUGCCUUCAUAGAAGCCCAGUGCGUGUGCGAGGUCAAGACUCGUCCCUACUGUUUGAAUGGUGGCACUCCCAAAGUGGGCGAGGAUGAUGCGUGCGAUUGCAUAGAUGGUUUUACGGGACCCCAUUGCGAACUGGUGUCGGUGGGUUUCUAUGGCAAUGGCUAUGCCUUUUAUGAACCCAUAGCAGCAUGUGAUAAUACCAGAAUCAGCUUGGAAAUAGCACCGCAGACAGAUCAUGGUUUGAUCAUGUACUUGGGACCCAUCAACUACAACCACCUAUUGCCUUUGUCGGACUUUUUGGCUUUGGAAUUGGUCAAAGGUUUCCCAGUGCUGACGGUGGACUAUGGAUCGGGCACCAUACGCAUCGAUCAUCGCCAUAUACAAUUGCAGGCAGGCAAGUCUUACCAAUUGGAUAUUGUGCUGCAAAAGUCCAGCAUAGAAAUGACUGUGGACAAUUGUCGUCUGUCGACUUGCAUGAGUUUGGGGGCACCCCAAGGUCCCAAUGAGUUCUUGAAUGUUAAUUCACCCCUGCAGUUGGGUGGCACUCCGGUGGAUUUGGUCAAUCUGGGCCACCAACUGAACUGGACCUAUGUGCCGGGUCAGCAAGGCUUCUUUGGUUGCAUUAAAAACUUGACCAUAAAUGAGCACACGUACAAUUUGGGUUCGCCAGCGAUAUCACGCAAUGUGGACUCGGGCUGCCAAAGGGCAGUAGCGGUAGCGGUGAGUUUGGGCAUCAAUCGCAAUUUCCUAAUAGCCAUUAUAUCGUGCAUAUUGUUGCUGCUGAUUAUACUGCUGGCGGUGGUGGUGCAGAAGAAGCAAAAGAAUGGUUGGCAUGAAAAGGAUAUCGAUGAUAUACGAGAGACCAUCAUCAAUUACGAAGAUGAGGGAGGCGGCGAACGUGAUACCGACUAUGAUCUCAAUGUGUUGCGCACCACGCAACCCUAUUAUGGGGAGACCCUAUACAAAGAUCCCCAUACGCUACAUGCAAUGCCGCCCAAUCCCCAGGAAAUACCCGACAUUGGUGGUUUCCUGGGUGAUAAGAAGGAGAAUUGCGACCGCGAGAUAACCUCCUUCCCCAUCGAUGAUGUACGACACUAUGCCUAUGAGGGUGAUGGCAAUUCGGAUGGCUCGCUCUCAAGUUUGGCCUCCUGCACUGAUGAUGGUGAUCUCAAUUUCGAUUAUCUAUCGAACUUUGGCCCGCGCUUCCGCAAAUUGGCGGACAUGUAUGGUGAGGAGCCCUCGGAUACGGACUCCAAUGUGGAUGAUGAUCAAGGAUGGCGUAUCUAAGCAGAAGCAUUGUCUAAUGAUUUAAGCAUAAUAAUAACUAGGAAGAAUAAGAGAGAACGAUAACGAAACGAAACGAAACGAGUAAUGUAAAGAAAUGAAAAGACAAAACACACCACCACCAGUUAGAUAGAAAUUCAAUAGCGAUGGACAGACAGACAGCCAGACAGCUAAUUAAAAUUGAUUGAUCUUCCAACAAAAUCCAAAACAGAUAGCGAAAACAAAAACAAAAAGAAACAAAAAUUAAACGAGGUACUCAUUCUGUAUAGUCAUAUAUGGCCAGCUUCAAAUUAGGGGACAGACAGACAGACAUAUCCACAAGAAAGUACAGAGAGCAUUGUAAUUUAAAUUUAUUUUCCACAAAAAGACUUAUUUGGAGUGGGAGCUUUGCUCCAUAUACCUCUU